CAAACAGUUGGUUACUUUCCUUCCUUCUUGGGUUUUGUAUGUUUUGAAUUUUCUCCGCCCGUGUCAGCCAGCCAAUCAGUAAAAUCCUUUCUCACCAGAAUUUCUCUCUCCUAUUCCUACUUUUAAGGUCCGAUUAAUCAGCUAAAUACAAAUAACGCUUACGAGGGCAAUAUGAUAUAUAGGAAGGGAAUGAGAAAGAUAAGAUAACCAGUUAGAUAGAAACUACACACUGAAUAGUUGGGCAAUGGCGACUCGAAGGAUCUCGUGGCUGCUCUCUCGACCCAUCUCUGCUUCUUCGGUACUUUCUCUAGGCAGAAAAUCAAGCUGGGGAAGAGAUAUCUAUUGUUUUUGCACUGCCAAUACCAUUGAAGAACCAAGCACUCCACCCAUUCAAGUUGAACAUACCCAGCUUUUAAUCAAUGGACAAUUUGUUGAUGCAGCAUCUGGGAGAACUUUUCCUACUUUGGAUCCUAGUAAAGAAGAGGUGAUUGCUCAUGUUUCUGAAGGUGAUGCUGAAGAUAUCAAUCGAGCUGUUUCUGCUGCUCGAAAGGCAUUUGAUGAGGGGCCAUGGCCAAGGAUGACUGCUUAUGAAAGAGCAAAGAUAAUGUACCGUUUUGCCGACUUGCUUGAAAAGUACAAUGAUGAAAUUGCAGCACUUGAGAGCUUGGAUAGUGGAAAGCCUUAUGAGCAGGCUGCAAAAGUUGAAAUACCAACUGUAACACGCCUAUUUCGAUACUAUGCUGGUUGGGCAGACAAGAUUCAUGGUCUCACUGUCCCAGCUGAUGGACCACACCAUGUCCAAACCCUGCACGAACCAAUUGGUGUUGCUGGGCAGAUUAUUCCCUGGAAUUUUCCUCUUCUCAUGUAUGCUUGGAAGGUUGGACCUGCAUUAGCAUGUGGCAAUGCUGUCGUACUAAAGACUGCAGAGCAGACACCAUUGUCUGCUCUCUAUGCAUCAAAGCUGUUUCAUGAGGCUGGUCUUCCUCCAGGUGUUUUGAAUGUGGUUUCUGGAUUUGGUCCAACUGCUGGUGCAGCUCUUGCCAGUCAUAUGGAUGUGGAUAAGCUUGCUUUCACAGGAUCGACUGGUACUGGCAAGGUUGUUCUUGAAUUAGCUUCAAAAAGCAAUCUUAAAAAAGUGACAUUAGAGCUUGGGGGGAAGUCCCCUUUCAUUGUCUGUGAGGAUGCUGACAUUGAUAGUGCUGUUGAGCUUGCACACUUUGCUCUGUUCUUUAAUCAGGGACAAUGUUGCUGUGCUGGGUCUCGUACAUUUGUUCAUGAACGUAUAUAUGAUGAAUUUGUAGAGAAAGCAAAGGCGCGUGCUCUGAGGCGUGUUGUUGGUGAUCCCUUUGAGAAAGGCGUGGAACAAGGUCCUCAGAUUGAUGCUGAUCAGUUUGUGAAGAUCCUGAAUUACAUAAGGUCUGGCACCGAAAAUGGUGCUACCCUUGAAACUGGAGGUGAAAGGUUAGGUAGCAAAGGUUACUUUAUUCGGCCAACUGUCUUCUCAAAUGUUGAGGAUAACAUGCUAAUUGCCACUGAUGAGAUCUUCGGCCCAGUACAGUCCAUCUUGAAAUUCAAGGACAUCAAUGAGGUGAUACGAAGGUCCAAUAAAUCUCGCUUUGGGCUGGCUGCAGGAGUCUUCACUAACAAUCUAGAGACUGCCAACACCCUGAUGCGUGCUCUGAGAGUAGGGACAGUAUGGAUUAAUUGUUUUGAUGUCUUUGAUGCUGCUAUUCCUUUUGGUGGAUACAAGAUGAGUGGGAACGGCAGAGAGAAAGGAAUAUACAGCCUAGACAACUACUUGCAAGUGAAGGCUGUCGUAUCUCCCUUGAAGAAUGCAGCCUGGUUAUAAUCUGUCUGACAGCUUAUUGUUUACUCAAUUGAUCAUUAUUUCAUAGUCCAUCUGAUUAAUGAAUCAGGGUUUGUUCUCGACACCAAUUAAACAAAACAUCAUUUGACCUUUUCUAGCAAAACUUCUUUUCAUCAUUCCAUAGGUGUUGUUGACCAUCAAGCCUGAUGCGACUGAAAGUGGAAUUGAUCCAUGCAUCAUAAAACUGAAAUUUAUCAUAAGCUCCAAGCUGGUCCCAAGUCAAUCCUAUUUAAUCUGAUCAAGUCCUUUUCAAACCCAGAAUCAUCAUCUCCAAGCUGGGCCUAGAAGCUGUUGCAAGGAGGCCCCGUUUGUAACGGCUGUGUGGACCUGCGCAAAGUGCAAAUAGGAAAAAGGAACAUUUGCUGAACAAAAAUGGGUCUGUUGCUAGUAGGUUAUAUGCAUUAUACAUAAUAAAUCCAUGCAAUUGUGCAAAUUUUCUUCUGAUGGUACAAAUUAAUAGAACUCUCUCUCUCCCUCUCUCUCACACAUGCUACAUUGCUACGUAUCUGUUUCUAAUUAAUUACUUUCUUAUAUCUCUUCUAUCUAUAAAAAAAAUGGGAGAAUUCCCUUUUCGGGGCAAACACAAGUAAGCUGUAGAGACACAAUGUGAUGGCCCCCCUUUGGAAUGGAAUAAUUAAUAUCGUUGUCUAAGUAGUUGAUGUCAUGGUCAUAUCUCUUCAAUC
Molecule: messenger RNA, 2550 nt
Organism: Nelumbo nucifera (sacred lotus)
Lineage: Eukaryota; Viridiplantae; Streptophyta; Magnoliopsida; Proteales; Nelumbonaceae
Product: benzaldehyde dehydrogenase, mitochondrial
Molecular function (GO): oxidoreductase activity, acting on the aldehyde or oxo group of donors, NAD or NADP as acceptor
Source: RefSeq, a predicted model, not a curated record